Molecule: messenger RNA, 1197 nt
Organism: Zophobas morio
Lineage: Eukaryota; Metazoa; Arthropoda; Insecta; Coleoptera; Tenebrionidae
Exons: 2
Coding region: 1-1197 (398 amino acids)
Biological process (GO): chemosensory behavior; male courtship behavior; sensory perception of taste
Cellular component (GO): axon; membrane; dendrite
Source: RefSeq, a predicted model, not a curated record
AUGGAACAUCAAACAGACUUCUCAUACAUAAAACCUCUUUACCUAUUUUGCAACGUUUUUGGGCUUCUUCCGCCACACUCGUUCGGAACGCAACCCACCUCGGUCUCGCUUAAUUUCAAACUAUAUACACUUUUGCACAUGGUCACUGUUUUCGCCGUGUAUGUGUAUUCAUCUACAGGCAGAGCAAAAUACUUGUACGACAAUCUGGACGUCACGGUGGCACUAACCGAUAAACUGGCACAUCUAGUACUCAUGAUUUUGAACCUGUUGGUACGAAUUACGUUCGUGUUUUGCAAAGGUACAACGACUAAGGUGUUCAUCAAUAAAGCGUACCACCUAUCCAGAAAGAACCAGUUCCGCUGCUUCACGAGGAGGAGUUUUUGGGUUCAAUUUGCGAUUUUUAAUGUCUAUAUGUUGGCGAUUAUAGCGUAUGAUGCUUAUGUGUGGACUUCCACAGUGGGGUUGAGUAUUUUCAGGUUCUAUAUUGGAAGGAGUUUUUUCUAUUAUGUGUGUAACGUCGUUGUAUUUGUGAUUUUUGAAUCCGCCUUUUUAAUCAGGGAUUUGUACAAGUCAUUAAACGAGGUUUUAGAGGUUGGUGUUAAGGGUUUAGUGGUCACGAAUGGUUACGUUUUAACUGAGUUUAAUAUCAAGGCUAUAACUACUGUAGUUUAUCCAGAGUGUGAUUUAAGAAGAGUGCGAAAGUACUACAAUGCGAUUUGUGACCUUGUGGACAAUUUUAACACCAUAUACGGUUUCACUAUACUGUUAGUGAUUAUUUUUAUAAUUUCUUACACCCUUAAUUUGACGAAUUUACUGACAGUUUAUGCUAUGGACUCCUCAAAGAAUAUUAAUGGCUCUAAAUAUGGUAACAAUUUAAUAGUGUUGAAUUUUUUGUGGAUAGUAACUAUGUUGAUUUUCGCCUCUCUUUUGGCACAUUCAUGUGCCAAUUCUAUCUGUCAGUCUGAAAAUUUGGCAGCUGUUUGUUUCACCUGUUUGAACGAAAUUCCCACAAUCCCAAAAACACCCAAAGAACAGAUUUUAAAAGAAGACGUUUUGUUGUUGGUUCAACAAUUAAUGGCACGGAAACCGAAAUUUUCGGCUGGGGGAUUUUUCGCCGUCGAUUUUACGUUGCUGGGGUUUAUUUUAGGAAGUGUUACCUCCUACGUGAUUGUGUCUAUACAAUUUAUACAAAAAUGA